Molecule: messenger RNA, 890 nt
Organism: Phaeodactylum tricornutum CCAP 1055/1
Lineage: Eukaryota; Bacillariophyta; Bacillariophyceae; Surirellales; Neidiaceae
Exons: 2
Coding region: 120-890 (256 amino acids)
Biological process (GO): rRNA processing
Cellular component (GO): nucleolus; small-subunit processome
Source: RefSeq, a predicted model, not a curated record
UGACGAUUGGCUUUGGUGAUUGACAGAAACACGCACGUACCAGGGUUUUGGUUGCUCUCUAGAAUCAUUGUAGUAUUCCCUUUCAUUCGUCUUUCAAAGAGUCUUCCGCCGAAAGAACAAUGUCGAGUUUACGGAAUGCGGUCAAGCGGGUCACGCAUAAGGAGCGGGCGCAACCGCAAAGUCGUGCCCAUUUAGGUAUCCUCGAAAAGAAAAAGGACUACCGCGGCCGCGCCCAGGAUUACCACCGUAAGGAAGCCCGAAUCAAGGCGAUUCAAGAAAAGGUAGCGAUGCGUAAUCCCGACGAGUUUUACUUCGGGAUGAAGAAUGCCCAAGUGCUGGAUGGCAAACAUCGCAAGACGUUGGAAGCCAAGCAAAAGGAAUUCGAAGCAGAUGUUGGCUUGGACACAGUCCGGAUCAUGAAAACUCAAGAUCUCGGUUAUGUUCGGAUGCAAAAGCAAAGAGACGCCAAGAAAGUUGAGCGUUUGCAGUCCUCUCUCCAUUUCCUGGCGGACAACUCGGAAUCCAAGAAACGGAAGCACACAAUUUUCGUCGAAUCUCGGCAGGUUGCCGAGAACUUCAAUGUUGCCGAGCAUUUCGAUACGCUUCCAGAGCUCGCAGGUCGUACUUUUAAUCGUCCGAGAAAGCAAACGGUACAAGAAAUUGCGUUACGUGCUUCCGGCUCUGGUAGUGAAGUCGGCGAAGCAAGAAUAAGGGGAGCUGGAUACAAGGAGAUGGAAGAGCGGAAGGAACGGGUACAGAAGCUGGAACGGGCCGAAGCUCAUUUAGUGACGGAAAAACUGGUGCAGGGCAAAGGCCGGAAGCGCAAAAUUAAAGCGGCUGAAAAUGGUCAACCUGCCCAGUACAAAUGGCGUAGAAAGCGGCAAGGAUAA